Scheffersomyces stipitis CBS 6054 is the source of this 2091-nucleotide messenger RNA. RefSeq lists its product as uncharacterized. The record is from RefSeq and is a predicted model, not a curated record. The transcript has a single exon. NCBI's taxonomy places the organism in Eukaryota, Fungi, Ascomycota, Pichiomycetes, Serinales, Debaryomycetaceae. The coding region runs from base 1 to 2091 and encodes 696 amino acids.
AUGUCUGCUCAUCAAGGCGAGCCUAAUACCUCUGAGUCCAGAAUCAAUCUCUGGAACUCGGCUCCAAAUUCAGUCUCGACUUCAUCUUCACAACCUCAGACCCAACAUUCUCUUUUCGCAGCCAUUUCCACAUCUGUUUCACGUUCAUCUUACCCAGUGGCUAUAUCCAAUGUCCACACCCAGUUGAAACAAAUUGGCCCCAUUGAAACGCUUCCAGUCGAUAGAAUCAAUUCCCGUCUUGGUCAACUAGCUGAAAUGUACCAAAUACUUGUUGAACUUGUCAAAAAUGAUCCUGGUUCCUACUUUCUGGAAAUCAAAAAACAAGAUGCCACGACCUGUUUUGAUGCGAUUACACCUUUGAUCAAACUCACCUUAUUGGCAUCCAACAUGAACUUGGCAAUUCUUCCCACGUAUCUCCAGAUUCUUGCUAAGCUUCUCUGGUUUCAUUUGAUCUAUGCUGCUCCUGGUAUCAUCGUCCUGAUGAAGGGAUCGUACAAUCUGUUCGCAGCCAUUUGUUCAAAAUUUUCACCAAAACAGCGUUCACCUCCUGGUUUUGUCUAUUGGCUUGCAACGUCCCGCAACACAUGUGAGGAAUUUCAGCCAGAUCAAAUAACCACGGAAGCUCUUCUCUUGGCAGUAAAUGAAAUGUUCGCCAAGGCUAGAGAAUCGGCAGAUGUUCUUGACGCUCUACUAGAUAAGCAAAGUCUAUCCGAGCAAGAAGAUGCCACAUUAAGUAAUAGUUGCAUUAACACUGUCGAAUCUCUUGGCCAUGGUGGAGUAUCGGAGUUGUUAGCAAUGUAUAUUUCUCUUGUUCCCAACUUUCUUGUUAAAUUAAACCUGAAAAUUACCUCCACUGCAACUAGUUCCAUAAACAAGAAAUGUUACCUGAAGAUAGUUUCCCUUGUCACUACCAAUAUCUUUCCCUUGUAUCCACUGAUAUUUGAGUCGAAUUCUGCAGUCUUCUCCAAAUUUGUAGUCAACAAGCACCUUUUCAAGUUUCUUCCAUCUACUGAAGGAUAUCUCGUUAAUUCUCACGAAUUGAUUAUUGAACUCCUAGAUCAUGGAGUCAACAUCAGCUACUUAGAAGAGAACGACAUUCUGUCUUAUCUUCUUCUUUCUCUUAUGAACUUGGAAAAUUUAAAGCAUAAAAAACAAAUUUUGUUUUCGUCUUUCAAUCAUCUUAGUCCAAAGACUUCUCUUGCUACAUCUAUCUUGUACUUGAAUUUCUUGUGUUCCAUCAACUUAGCCAGUUACUUUGAGGAGUUGACUUUUCCUGAAGUUGUUUACUCUCAGUUUGAGAGCUUUGCAUUGCCUCCAUUGCCCAAGUCAAACUACCUAGUUGAAGAAUUUCGCAACACCGACGAGUUUGAGCUAGAUUUUUCUUUAUUCAAGCCUAUGGAAAACUUCAACCACUUAGUUGCGUGUUUGUGUUCUUGCCUCAACAUUAUCUCUUUCAUUAUUGAAGAUGAAAUAAGAUCAAUUGAAUAUGCAAACAAGACGUCGUCUCUACCUCUGAAUGAAAAGAUGGUCUUCAAGUUUGUUGAGUUUCUUUUCUGUUCACUUCUUAUUUCACUUUCUUUAAUUCAUAACUUUGACCUCAAAGGUUGCAACGAAAUCGUGAAACAGCAAGUUGUCGACAUCCUUGAUACACUACUAAAUGUUAAAUUGGACUGCUUGGAGAGCUCUAUGGUGUGGGUGUCCUUGAUCAAUUUUGCCAAUGAUGUGUGUUAUGCUGAUCUUACAUUUGUCUCGGUAUUUCAAGGAUUAUUCAAGGACUUAAGUGAGAAGAACACAGAAAUCUCGGAACACCCCUUGGUCAGAAGUGGAUUGGAAUUCUUCAGUACUACAUUUAUUUGUCCUGAAAACAGCACCGAUUCACUGAAUGAAGGAUCUGAUGCCACUAUCGAAUUAUCUUUACAAGAACUUAAUAUCAUGUGCGGGUUGUCUGUCUAUUCCAAUUUUGAUAAGACAGAGAAAAACUCGAGUAUUGUUGGCCUCAACGAGCAGCAAAAGAGGUCUACCGGUCUGACCUACUCUACUAAUAAUUCCAGACAACAGAGUGUUCAUGUGGACCAAUAUGGAAUGACAUGA